Molecule: messenger RNA, 1337 nt
Organism: Triticum urartu
Lineage: Eukaryota; Viridiplantae; Streptophyta; Magnoliopsida; Poales; Poaceae
Source: RefSeq, a predicted model, not a curated record
CAAUCCUCUCUUCCUUAUCCAGACGGCUCGGCUCUCUCCUCCUCUGCUCUGCCAUGCCAUGAUGGCCUCCGCCACCAUGGCCACCUGCUUCUGCUCCUCCUCCUCCUUCUCUCCACCAGACCUCGCCGCCAUCCAUUCACCCCCAUCAAGCUCCCCUUCUCGCCGUCGCCGUCGCCGGCGGUGGAGCUGCAGAGCGAGCAGCACCGGCGGCACGUACGACCACAACCCGCUGCUGCAGCCACCCCCGGACCCGCACUUCCCGCUGCGCCUCCCCGUCCAGGACGGCAGCAGCGGCAGCCGCCUCCGCAUCUUCUCCGGCACGGCGAACCCGACGCUGGCGGAGGAGAUCGCCUGCUACCUGGGGCUGGAGCUGGGGCGGAUCAAGAUCAAGCGGUUCGCGGACGGGGAGCUGUACGUGCAGCUGCAGGAGAGCGUGCGCGGGAGCGACGUGUUCCUGGUGCAGCCCACCUGCCCGCCGGCCAACGAGAACCUCAUGGAGCUGCUCAUCAUGGUGGACGCCUGCCGCCGCGCCUCCGCCAAGACCAUCACCGCCGUCGUACCCUACUUCGGCUACGCGCGCGCCGACCGCAAGAUGCAGGGCCGCGAGUCCAUCGCCGCCAAGCUCGUCGCCAACCUCAUCACGGAGGCCGGGGCGCACCGCGUGCUCGCCUGCGACCUCCACUCCGGCCAGUCCAUCGGCUACUUCGACAUCCCCGUGGACCACGUCUACGGCCAGCCCGUCAUCCUCGACUACCUCGCCAGCAAGACCAUCUGCCCCAACGACGUCGUCGUCGUCUCGCCCGACGUCGGGGGCGUCGCCAGGGCGCGCGCCUUCGCCAAGAAGCUCUCCGACGCGCCGCUCGCCAUUGUCGACAAGCGGCGGCUGGGCCACAACCAGGCCGAGGUGAUGAACCUCAUCGGCGACGUGAGGGGGAAGGUGGCCGUCAUGGUGGACGACAUGAUCGACACCGCCGGGACGAUGCACAAGGGCGCGGAGCUGCUCCACAGGGAGGGGGCCAGGGCGGUGUACGCCUGCAGCACCCACGCCGUGCUCAGCCCUCCCGCCGUGGAGAGGCUCUCCGGCGGCCUGUUCCAGGAGGUGAUCAUCACCAACACCGUCCCGGUGCCGCCGGACCAGCGCUUCCCGCAGCUCACCGUGCUCUCCGUCGCCAACCUCCUCGGCGAGACCAUCUGGCGCGUCCACGACGAGUGCUCCGUCAGCAGCAUCUUCCAAUGAAUGAUACUACAUUCAUUCAUACAUAUACAUCAUCUUACUACAACAUCUGUUCUGUUUUGUUCUUCAGAGGGCAGAGGCAAAACCACCCAACAUUCAUCGA